AUGGACGCGGCAGAGGACAAGGAGCGAGCUGAGAAUGGCGUGGCGAACGCAGACGUCGACGCGGAGACGCCGUUCGAGGUCGCUGUCGCCCUCACAGGGCAGGGUCGCUUCCACCUGACUGCCCUCACCGUGUGUGGUUUCUGCCUCAUGACGCUCAUCUUCGAGUCGCUGGCGGCUGCCUACGUCACGCCGGCGGCCCAGUGCGACUUCGACAUGUCCUCCUUCGAGAAGGGCUUCCUGAGCGGCACUAUCUACAUAGGCAUGAUCGUGAGCUCCCACCUGUGGGGGUUCGUGGCGGACACGCGCGGCCGGCGGCUGGUGCUGUCUGUGACUCUGGCGGCCAACAGCGCGUGCUCCGUGGUCGCCGCCUUCAUGCCCAGCCUGCCGCUGCUCAUCUUCCUGCGCCUGCUCAACGGCAUCUUCAUCUGCGGGCCCUCUGCUGUGACAUACGCCUACCUGGGGGAGUUCCACGGUGAGAAGACGCGCACUCAGAGCAUGGUCUACGUCUGCGUCUUCAUCGCCAUUGCCAGCGUCGCACAGCCGGCAUUGGCGUGGGUGGUGAUCCCGCAGCCGUGGGACGUGGCGCUGGGGGCUGUGCGGCUGCGCUCCUGGCGCGUCUUCCUGCUGCUGGGGGCGGCGUUGAGUGCCAUCACCUUUGCACUGCUCAGGCUGUUCAUGCCGGAGAGCCCAAAGUUCCUGCUGGUUGCCGGCCGGAGAGACGAGGCACUUGACGUGCUCCGCCACAUGUUCGCCACCAACAAUGGCGUACCACCGGACAAGUUCCCCGUUACAGCCCUCCAGAGGGACUCGCAGUCAGUGUCAUCGGUGGGUGUCAACACGAAGUCCCCAGCGGCCAUCGCUCGCCACAUGUGGAGGCAGACUGCCCCACUGUUCAGACCGCCCUACCUGAUGUACACACUGCUCGCCUGUCUUCUGCAGUUUGGCCUCUACGCCAGCUCUAAUGGCUUCCUGCUGUGGCUGCCAGACCUGGUGACCCGCAUGUCGCAGUACAACAUGGCCUACCCUGGCCAGGAGACCACCGUCUGUGACGUCAUCGCUAUCCUCGCUGGACAGAUGCCACCACCUGUUGACAUUCAAACGAACUACUCAAGUGUUCUGAACAUGACAACCACAGAGCCGUGGACCGAGGAGGCCCCCUGGAUGGAAGCCACUGUCACCAGUGGCCUCCUGAAGAACUCCAGCGCACCAAUCCUGGAGGCAGCUUGCUCGGCAUCCAUCAGCAGUUCCAGCUUCCAGAACACUCUCAUCAUUGGUGUUGGCAUGGCCGUCUCCUUUGCCUCCGUCACCCUGCUGCUCAGGGUCGUCUCCAAGAAGACCAUCAUCGCGGUGUGCCUGGCGGUGUCCGGUGCGUGCGGGGUGUCCAUGAUCUGGGCCCAGACGGAGCUGCAGAUCUUGCUGCUGCCCAUGGCCUUCAUCGUGCUCUCCGGCAUGUGCAUUGCGGUCGUCAACAGCGUCGUCGUCGACAUCUUCCCCACCUACCUCAGAGCCAUGGCAGUGUGCCUGUCACUGUGCUGCGGUCGCCUGGGCACCUUCAUCACGUCCCUCAUGCUGGGUGCCCUCAUUGACUCUAGCUGCAUCCUCGCUAUUGCCAUCCUUGGAGGAUUUGUCUUUGCUUGUGGUGUACUCUCGACAUUGCUGCCAUCUGAGGCAAAGCUGAAGAAGAUGAACCACUGAGGUCAGCUGCAGCACAGCGUCUGUAUCCUCGCUGGCAUUGUCAGGAGCCUGAGGUGUCGCCCACAUGUGCUG
Messenger RNA from Schistocerca piceifrons (Central American locust), 1767 nucleotides. RefSeq names its product synaptic vesicle glycoprotein 2A-like. Gene Ontology annotation, biological process: transmembrane transport. The record is from RefSeq and is a predicted model, not a curated record. The coding region runs from base 1 to 1695 and encodes 564 amino acids. The transcript is spliced from 12 exons. Lineage: Eukaryota; Metazoa; Arthropoda; Insecta; Orthoptera; Acrididae. Gene Ontology annotation, molecular function: transmembrane transporter activity.